Populus trichocarpa (black cottonwood) is the source of this 2896-nucleotide messenger RNA. RefSeq names its product phosphatidylinositol/phosphatidylcholine transfer protein SFH8. Bases 536 to 2398 code for a protein of 620 amino acids. The transcript is spliced from 15 exons. The record is from RefSeq and is a predicted model, not a curated record. NCBI's taxonomy places the organism in Eukaryota, Viridiplantae, Streptophyta, Magnoliopsida, Malpighiales, Salicaceae.
GGGGGCAUCACCCGAUCACCUCAAUCCAAAUUGAUUUCAGUUUCUAGACGGGAAAAAAAAAGAAACGAAAACAAGAAGGCAGUUAAAACGAAACAACCACGCGGUGUCGGCUGUAAAACUCCCGCCAAAGCAAAAAUCCCAGUUGGCUCCACCAGCUAUCGCCGUUGGCUCUAGCCUCCAGGACCCACCAGCACACUCAACAGCCAUGCAAUAAAGAUCAGCCGCAUCUAUACGCACCGUCUCUUCGCCUCUCCACCUUCCACUCUUCUUCAGUUAAAAAACAACUUUUUAUUCGCUCAUUUACAGAUAAUUACUACUGCUCCUCUUCUUUUCUUCAGUUUAUCAAUUUCCAUUUCGUAACGCUCCUUCUCCUUCCGUCACCACUACCUUUUCCUCUACCAGCAGAAGCAGUCCAUGGCAGUUUAAAAAGAUUCUUCUGAACUCCGUCAAAAAAAAAUCCAAAUAAGCAAUACAACAGUUACCACAGUCCUUAAUUAUUAUUAUUAUUUUGUAAUAUUGAUCUCUAAUUCUUCACAUGUCGAGUCCGUCGGAUAGCUUAGGGAGGCCUUGUCUUGAGGGGUUCUCUAGUAAUGAAGAGAAAAGAGAGAGGAAAUCGGAUUUUGAGAACUCAGAGGAAGAAAGGAAGACUAGAAUUGGGAGUUUGAAAAGGAAAGCAAUGAAGGCGUCUAGUAAACUCAGGCGUUCUCUCACGAAAAGCAAGAAAAAAGGUACUGGUGGCUGCGGUGGUGGCGAAGGGGUUUCUGCUGCAAUUGAGGAUGUUCGAGAUGUUGAGGAGCUUCGGGUUGUAGAUUCAUUUAAACAGUUACUUAUGGCGGACGAUUUGCUUCCUGCUAGACAUGAUGAUUAUCAUAUGUUAUUGAGGUUCUUAAAAGCAAGGAAGUUUGAUGUUGAGAAAGCCAAACAGAUGUGGGCCAACAUGCUACAGUGGAGGAAAGACUUCGGUACUGACACAAUUUUGGAGGAUUUCGAGUUCAGUGAGUUGAAAGAAGUUCUAAAGUACUACCCUCAGGGUUAUCAUGGUGUAGAUAAGGAUGGGAGACCCGUUUACAUCGAAAGACUUGGAAAAGUUGAUUCCAGCAAACUUAUGGAAGUGACCACUUUAGAAAGAUAUUUGAGAUAUCACGUGCAGGAGUUUGAAAAGACAUUCACGAUUAAGUUUCCAGCUUGCUCCAUUGCCGCAAAGAGACACAUAGAUUCAAGUACAACUAUUUUGGAUGUGCAAGGACUUGGUUUAAAAAACUUCAACAAGUCCGCACGAGAACUCAUCAUUCAGCUCCAGAAGAUUGAUGGUGACAACUAUCCUGAGACACUUUGCAGAAUGUUUGUCAUUAAUGCUGGUCCUGGUUUUAAGCUGCUCUGGAAAACAGUGAAAUCUUUUCUCGAUCCCAACACAGCUUCCAAGAUUUAUGUUCUUGGUAACAAGUACCAGAGCAAGUUGCUUGAAAUAAUAGGCUCUAGUGAGUUGCCCGAGUUUUUAGGUGGUAGCUGUACUUGUACUGAUCAGGGAGGCUGUAUGAGAUCUGACAAGGGGCCGUGGAAAGAUCCGAACAUUUUAAAGAUGGUUCUCACUGGUGAAGCACAAUAUUCCAGACAAAUAGUAACUAUUUCAAAUAGUGAGGGCAGGGUAAUUGCUUAUGACAAGCCAUUCAAUCCAAUGAUAAAAACAAGUGAUACUUCCACUGCAGAGUCAGGAUCUGAAGUGGAAGAUGUUGGCUCUCCGAAGCCAACUGGGAGCUAUUUACUGCCAAGCCUGGUUCCUGUCUCUGAAGAAGCUAGGGUGGCUGGUAAGACGAGUGCUGCCAUUUUCCCUGAUAACAAUGGAAAUAUACCUAUAAUUGACAAGACAGUGGAUGCUGAAUUUCAAGAUUCAUCUACUUCCACAGGCACACCUUCUCUGUUAAGUGUAGAGAAGAUUUCAGAAGGAAUCUCUGCUCGUACCUGGGCUGUGCUUGUGGCCGUCUUCAUAACCCUUCUUGCUUUCUUCCGUUCAAUGGCAUUUUGGAAGGCCAAGAAACACUCUGCAUCUGAUUCUGCCAGUGACAUUACUGACCUGACCUUUGAAUCGGCGCCAAAGGAGGAAUUCCGACCCCCUUCUCCCACUCCAGGGUUUACUGAGGCAGACCUUCUUUCAUCUGUCAUGAAAAGGCUGGGUGAACUUGAGCAGAAGGUUGACACAUUACAGACAAUACCUUUCCAGAUGCCUUGUGAAAAAGAGGAGCUACUUAAUGCUGCUGUUUAUCGUGUGGAUGCAUUAGAAGCAGAGCUAAUUGCAACGAAAAAGGCUUUGCACGAAGCUUUGAUCAGGCUAGAAGAAGUUCUUGCAUAUGUAGAUGGUUGUGAAAAGGCAAGUUUUCAGAAAAAGAAGUUUUGCUGGUGAAGAGGUUUCUGCACAGGAGGAAUUUAUGUUGAUACCUUCGUUAAUUUCCAUAAUUAAUCUUCCACAGAUAUACAAGGUCCUUAUGCGUGGACUGUGGAGAGAUGCAAUUUUUGGAUGUACGUUGAGUAAAUCAGAGGAGAGGCCAAUUGUAGCUUAAUUGGCGUGUUGCUGUUAAGAGAAGAUACCAGAAUGAGAAGCGCUUUCCUGGCAUUUUGUCUAUUCUACAUGAAAUUGAAAUGCAAGCCUGUAGUGUUUAUUACUGAGAAUUUGCACCAGUAGGCACAGACCAUUAUUUGGGCAAGUAGCGUUGUGCCUUGUUUAUUAUAAAAAAAAAAUUACGCCUGAAGUCUUUUCACAUGUAGAUAGGGAAGUGUAAGGGAUGUGAACAUUGACCAAGAGGAAGAGAGGGAGAAGGUAGGAUCCCUGAUAAACAAUUUGCCCGGAUGCUAGGCUGCGAAAAGACGGCAAUGUAAUAACAGAAACGAUUUCACCUGAUCA